AUGGCGGAAUCAAGCUUGAACUCUCCAUCAGGGGAUGGCUUCACAACGCCAAGCGAUGGAGCCUUCAAAGGUCCGGAGUUGCGGAAUCGACGGCCAAAAAAUGCACCUUCCGAUGAAAGUGAGGACGAUGUGGAUAAACUCGCCGAACGGUAAGUAUUUUAAGAUUUGUGGUGUUUCUGCGUUUAGGCACAGCUGGAUGAAGUUAUAAGCUUGAUUAUAUGCCAAAAAUUUGUUCGAUUGUAUUGUCUACGAUCUUGUUUUAGACUCGAGGACAUCAAGCGGCACCUACCACAAGGUUCGGACUCGAUGGGCUCGUAUGUGGAUGAGAGUCUGAAUCAACUGCCACCGAGAUGGAGGAACUGGGUAGUCCGAGGCGUCUUCUCGGUGAUUAUGAUUGGUUUAUUCACAUUGGUCGUGCGAAAAGGCGCUACUUGGCUUAUGGGAAUGGUAAGGAGAAGAUGUAGAUAAAUCUUGCAAUUUUUACGUUUGAGAUUUAGACUUUUGGUCUAUUAUUAGCUUGGCAAAGAUGGUAGCUGUCUAACUAACAUUAAUUUUCAGGUAUUCCUGAUCCAAAUGACAUGCUUCUACGAAAUUAUUAGUAUUGGCCUCUAUGUGUACCGAUUGUAUGAUCUACCAUGGUUCCGAGGACUUUCAUGGUGGUUCCUGAUCACAUCGAAUUACUUUUUCUUCGGUGAAAGCCUCAUUGACUAUUGGUCCAUUGUGCUGAAUAAGGAUGUAAGUAAAUUUUGAAUCUUUUUUUUCGAUUUUUAGGUAAAAUACGGGAACAUUAAGACGUCGAUAUUUUUGAAAAUGAAGUGAAAUGUGUUAGAAAGGGUUGGGAUAUCAGAUUUUGUCUAAGGUUUGCUCUGUCUAGCAGGAAAUUCCAUUUUUCGAGAUUUGAUGUCAAGUGUAAUAUAAAAAGUUUUCAACGGAUGGUCAGAUUUAGGCUGAAAUGGAAUAAAAAUGACGGAUUAGUUAUAGUUAAUGUAUUUUACCAAAUGUUUUUCAGGAAUUCCUCCGGUAUCUUGUUGUUUACCAUCGAUUCAUCAGCUUCUCCCUGUAUUGCGUAGGCUUUGUUUGGUUCGUCCUUUCGCUGAGAAAAGGACUCUAUCUACGACAAUUCUCCUUGGUAGGUCUUAAUUUAUUAGAAGUUUCCGUAUUUAGGACAAGAAUUAUAUUGAUUUACAUUUGCAGUUCGCCUACACUCACGUUGCCCUGCUUCUGAUCGUCACUCAGUCGUUCCUGAUCAUCCAGAACCUCCUACAAGGACAGGUAUGGUUCCUUCUGCCGGUUUCCAUGAUCAUUUGCUGCGACAUCAUGUCCUACGUGUUCGGCUUCUUCUUCGGACGCACCCCAUUGAUCAAGCUGUCGCCGAAGAAAACUUGGGAAGGAUUUAUUGGUGGAGCUUUCAGCACAAUCAUCUUUGGCGUCUGUGUAAGUUUGGAGAGGAUUGAAAUUAAUUUUGAGUGCGAUUUUAGGCAAUUUUUUUGAUCUGUUGCCUAGUGCAAUAUAAAAAUUUUUGAAUUUUUUGGGAAAAGUUGUUUUAAUACAACGAAUAGGUGUCAAGAUUGGUAUGUGAGAAGUUUCAGCGAAAUCUAGGAAGGUUGGAUAUUAUUUUUGGCCAUUUUGGAUUUUAGAUGUCAAGUGUAAUAUAAAAAAUGGCAAAAUUUAUAUUGUGGAUUGGUAAGAAGUUGCCAGAGAUGAACUUAGAGGAUAGGUAGACUAUUUAGAGGCUAUAAAAAUCUUUUUUGUUGCUAUCUAGGGACUCUGAAAUCAAGUCAAGUAUAAUAUAAAAAGUUUUGUAUUUUGAUGAUUUUACUUUUUAGUUGGCCUCCGUAUUAGUCAACAACAAGUUCUACGUGUGCCCAGUGGAAUCCUACUACGAGAACAAUAUGAAUUGCACAUUGCCGAUGGCCUUCCAGCUUCAGUAAGUGAAUUUUUUGUAUUUGUUUUUUGUUUUUAGUGAAGAAGACUAAGUCUGGCUUGUUUUGCAGAGCAUACGAAGUGCCACGCCAGUUCGCAUUCUUUUUCAAACUCCUCAAACUGGACCCCAUCAUCAACAUCCAGCCGUUCAUAUUGCACACCGUGGUUUUGGCGCUGUUCGCCUCGCUGAUCGCCCCAUUCGGCGGAUUCUUCGCGUCCGGCUUCAAGCGCGCCUUCAAGAUCAAGGACUUCGGAGCCAUCAUCCCCGGGCAUGGCGGACUCAUGGACCGGUUCGAUUGCCAACUCCUAAUGGGCACCUUUGUUUAUGCCUAUAUUCACUCGAUUAUCCGCUUCCCGAACUGGAACAAGGUCGUCCAACAGAUCAUGUGGCUCCCGGUGGACGAACAGCUCGCAAUUUUCAGGACACUUCAACAGAAAUUAAUCGAAAAUGGAGUGAUCCCCGAUAUUCCACAAGGCAAUUGA
Molecule: messenger RNA, 2406 nt
Organism: Bursaphelenchus xylophilus (pine wood nematode)
Lineage: Eukaryota; Metazoa; Nematoda; Chromadorea; Rhabditida; Aphelenchoididae
Source: the annotation of a GenBank genome assembly